AGAUUUUAUGUUGGUCAUACUGUAUGAUUCUGCGACAUUCUGAUUAGCCACCGUAUUUUAGAUUGCUUGUUAUUCCGAUUUUAAUGGCGGCUCACAUAGAGUUAAUGUCAUUAAUGUUGUAUAUAACAUAAUGUAGACUAGGACUGUUCUUUUACAUUUCUGAAGUUACUAACGCGUUUAGGCGGCACAUUUUAAAAAUAAUUUAAACGUAUAAUUUUAUUUCAAUUUUAAUUUUAUAAUAAUUUUUAAACUUUUUACUUUGUUGUAUAAUAUUAAAAAUAUUUCAAUAUCAGUCAAUUUUUCAGUAAUCAAUGGAUAGUGUUGCGUGUCCUUUAUGUUGUGAAGAUCGCUUUUCAAAUCAAGAUCUCCUAAAGUAUCACCUUUUGAGCUUGACAACAAACAUUCAAUGUCCUUUCUGUGGAAAACAAUGUGAUAACAUAAAUUCUUUAGUAGUGCAUUUGGACAAAAUGUGUUCGGAUAAACAGGAAGAUGUAGAUAAACAUAUUCCAGAUAAUGAAAUGAUUGUUGUAUACCCAGAUGAUGAAGAACAAGAUCUUGAAUAUGAUAACUUAGUUAAAGAGGAAAUUUAUCAGAACGAUGAACAUCCAUCUGAUACUGAACCAAGAGAAGUAAAAAAAUUUAUUGAAGAAUUUACUGUUCGUGAAGCAACAAAAACUGCAAGAUCUGUAGUAGAAAAUGUAUGUACAGAAGAAGUAAAUUUAUAUCACUGUUCAGAGUGCAAUAUCAAUUUCCCUUCGAUUCAAGAUCACAUAAAUAGUUGUCACAAAGGACAAGAAGUAGUUUUUCAGGUCUCAGCAAAUGAAGAUGCAACUAAUUUAAAAGAUAUGGCCAAUUUAAUUGAAAAACAAGAUCCAUUACUAGGAACUUGGAUUAAAUGGGGAAAUGGACAUUUUUUUACUAAUCAGAAAGAAUUAGUAGGAGGUAAUUUAAAUGAACAAUUAUCAACCUUAACUGAUGAACCUGAAGACUUUAAUAAAGAAAUUAAAGAACAAAAAAUUAAUGAAUUGAAUAGUCACCCACUUGAUAAAAUUUAUUCAGAUCAUUGCAUAACAGAUGCAUAUGGUGAUCGUUAUUAUGAUACCCCUAUUUAUAAACUUCAUCAAGCGUCAGAUGCAGUUAAUGAUUACUUUCAAGUUGAAGCACGCAAACUUAGUUUUAAAAAACGUAUUCGCCUUAUUAGGUUAAAAUCUAAGACCGACUGCUUUCAAAUUGAACAAAUAUUAUUUCAAAGCAAACCAUCUAACAUUAAAGUUAUUCCUAUAUUAGAAAAAGCAUCAGAAUUAAAUGAUAUUGUACAAAUAGAAAAUACUGAUGGUUGUUUGCUUUUAAGUUGGAAAUGUAUUAAUUGUAAUACUAAAUCAGAUCACUGGUCCAAACUUAAUAAGCAUUUCUGUAAAUAUGAUGAACCUGUAACACCUAAAGCCAAAAAAAGUAUAGAAUCUAAAAAUUCAGUGGUUAAAAAUAAUCGUACCACUACUAAUAAUCGGUCACAACACAUUUGUCCUCAUUGCAAUGGAGAAUUUGAUUCGGAAGGCUAUUUGAGAACACAUCUUAUGGUUCAUGUAAAUGAUUCAAACAAGUGUCCAUUUUGUGAUCAGCCUGUAGCCCCAGAAAUGAUGGAUACACAUUUGAUAGCCCAUCAAAAUCCGGAAUUUUCAAAUUUAAAAUUUUUAUGCAAUAUAUGCAAUAAAUGUUAUGAUUCAGAAUUUCGUCUUCAAUGUCACCAAAAAGCACACGAAAUGCGCCGAAAACCACGAGAAAUUCUUAUAUGUGAUAUUUGUAAUGCUCAAUUUAAUGAUAAAAAUUCUUUAAAACAUCACGCAAUUACACAUAUAGAACCACCAGAGCGUUUACGCCGACUACAUGAAUGUAGAUUUUGUAAAAAAACUUUUGUCAAGCCAAUCGAAAAAGUAAAUCAUGAAAGAGUGCAUACUGGAGAGAAACCAUUUGCAUGUCCUGUUUGUGGGCGCUGCUUUAGGUUAAAAGAUCUUGUUCAAAAACAUAUGCGAGUCCAUACUAAAGAGCGACCUUAUAAAUGUCGUCAUGAAGGAUGUGAAAAAACCUUUAGUGCUUCAAGUAGCCGUGUUAAUCAUGAACAAGGUCACUCUGGCAUAAAACAAUUUAAAUGCUUUUAUUGUCCUAGAUAUUUUAAAAAUUGGGUGUCUAGAAGUAACCAUGUACAGGAACACAUGGUUCAACAUACCUGUGAUGUGUGUGAUCGAUCUUUUGUAUCAUUUUGCAAUUAUAAAAAACAUUUGAAAAUGCAUGAAGAAGGUAGACUUAAAUUUAAGUGUAUGAUGUGCCGCCAAGCUUUUGGCAGACAAUUAUUUUUGGAUACCCAUCUUGCUAAAGACCAUCAAAUGAAAUCUCAUAAAGGACAUGUAUCAACUAUAUAAAUUCUGUAAAUAAUUUCUGAAAAUAUAAUUUUUGGAUUUAGACUCAAAAGAGUAACUAUAACAUUUGUAUAUAACAUUCAAUUAAAUAAAUUACCAUUAAAAAAUUAAAAGCUUAUUUAAAAAAGUAA
This is a messenger RNA of Daktulosphaira vitifoliae (grape phylloxera), 2545 nucleotides long. RefSeq names its product zinc finger protein 616-like. The record is from RefSeq and is a predicted model, not a curated record. Bases 312 to 2417 code for a protein of 701 amino acids. Lineage: Eukaryota; Metazoa; Arthropoda; Insecta; Hemiptera; Phylloxeridae. The transcript has 7 exons.